AUGCCGGUAGUGGUUUCAUCGAAAACUUUCCCAACUCUUUUUGUCAUCCGUCAUUCAGUUUCACUGUUUAUGUUUGUUUACAUGAAAUGAAAACGGAAGUAGAUCUAGCACUAGACCCAAAUGUCGUAAAUCCUAUGAAUAUUAUUUUAAAAAAAAUUAUUUCUAUGUUUUGGCGCUUUAUUAUUAUUGUAUUUAUAUCAAAAUCAAGAAAGAGUAAAAGAAGUAACUAUGCUGGUUGGUUUAUUUUCAGAAUGAGGUUUUCCCACAAACAACUAUGCCAGAAGUAGGACUGUUACCAUAGCGAAACAAUAUGGUGGCUGACGCUUGGAGUGACUGACUCGGAUAAAAGAUAGGCUGGAAAGAACACAAAAAUGGCAGAGCCAAAGAUGGUUGUGGCACGACUGCCACCUCUUUCAGGUGGAAAAGUAACCAGUAUAUCACCUCGUGCUUUACGGAGACUCGAGGGAUUGAAUGGACCCACAUAUAGACUGAAUGAGAAGCUUCAUCCUCUACCUCCACCAAAUGCCCUAAAGCCCUAUGUGGAUACAAAAGCUGGAGAGUUGGACACCUGGCCAGCCCAUGCAAGUGGUCAGGCACUUUCCUCCACAUCGGCUAUGUUGUCCAAAAACAAGAGUCUGGUGCUGGUCAAUGAAGAGGACAUGGGAAAACCACAAAUGGUUCCCAAGCCAAGAUUCUUGGAGCAGCUAGAGAAUUUUCUGAAGAAAGAACUCCGUGCCUUGGGAGUAGUUGAUGUUCAGCCAAGUGAUUUAAGAUUACAGGCCCACAGAGAAGUGUUUGAAUAUCUCAUUGAGGAUUUCAAGACCUACAAGCCUCUCCUUUCGGCAGUUAAAAAUGAAUAUGAGAUGAUGCUGGCUUACCAAAGACAACAAGUUCGACAAUUAGAACCUCUCAAGCAAAUGCUGGUGACAGUGUCAGAGCAAUGUGAACAGAAAAUCAUGGCACUAAGGGAGGAUGAAAGAGGAGAAAUGUCCGAUUUGAAAAAGGAGAACAGAGACCUUUAUGGUAAAAUCUCUAGUUUGAUGAAUGAGCAACACGACCUCAAAGAACAAGUCAACAGACUGAAGACAAAGCUUUCAGAGGAGUACCAUAAAUACAGAGAUGAGUGUGAUGCUAGAAAACUGCUGGUCGCUGACAUCAAUGAUCUCCGCUACCAACAAGAAGACUACCUAGCUUCUAAAAAUACUGCCCAGCAAAAUCAGGAUACGGAGGAAGAUCCUGUCAUUCUCAAGAUGGCACUCAUAAAAUCUCGUGAGGGUGAGAAAACUGCCACUCAUAAAUUGAAUGAGAUGAUAGCCAAUUAUGGGGAUGUCAUCCCUCGGAGGGACUUUGAGACUCUGGAAGCAAAGUUUAAGGAACUGGAUGCAAAGUAUGAGACAUCACAGCAGGACUUCAAAAAGUUGCAGGCAGAGCAUAAUGCCUUGCUUGACAUCCAGAAAGAGGUGACAUCAAAGAGAGAUGAAUUCUACAUUGAGCUGGAAACCCUUAAAAGGAGCUCAACACCCAGACCUGACUGGGAUAAAUGUUCAGAGUGUGUGCAGGGUGGAAUCGUGCGAUGGAAAGAAAUUUCUGCAGGUAAGAGGAGUGAUGAACUUGUUGACGUCCUCCUCAAUGAGAUCCAGUCUGGUGGUAUUGUUGACACAGUUGGCGCUGACUACUUUGAUGGCCAGGGUGAGGGUCCUGAAGUUCCUGUCUAUCUCCGCUUUGAGGGACCUGUGAGAAACCGACGCAUUGGCAAACGAGACACGGCUCUGCUGGUCAGAGACAUAUGGCGAGAAAAGUCAGCUUCGGAUGCUGAGAGAACUGAUGGCACCCGCCAAAAGAUGGCAGAGUUUCUGCAUGGGUACCUCAAGCAGCGAUUCUCUUUAGAGACACUUGUGAUUGAGUGGGGCUACAAUCUGCAUGAUGCCUGUCAGAGAUACUCACAUGAUGACAUCAUAGGACUCUUCUGGAAAGUUCUCAAUGACAAGGCAGAUGAGGAGAUCUUCCAUAGCCAGUUGCUAACCAUUCAUGGCCUGAUGACUGAUAUGACAAAGCUUGAUGCUGAACAAGGUGACACAGGAAAUCUCAGCCGGGAUGAUUUCCAGAAAUGUCUGACACAGUUUUUCCCAGCGCUGACGGAAGAAACCACAGCUGCUAUGUUGAAAGCUGUGGAUCUUGAGUUGGAGGGCUCGGAAGUCGCUGAGAUUGAUUACAAGAGCUUGUUCACAGAGGAUGAUGAGGGCAAAACUGGACCUUUCCUCGAUGAAAUAAAGAAAUUCUUGCGAGUGCAGAAGGACCUUUAUGUGGCAGAUAUCAAGGAAAAGUUGGAAACCACCAGCUCUGUGUCAGUGGAUGAGUUGAUGCGAGCCAUUUCCAUGGCUGACCCUGAGAUUGACAACGACAAGAUGCAAUCCUAUCUUGCCUGGGCAUUCAAAACAUCCCUGGAAGGGGUUAAGGAUGCUAAUCCUGAGGAUCUGGGUGUUAUUAUGGAGCGACUGGAGAAUGGUAACAUAGCCAGGGUGGGCAAGAAAAUGUGAGCCCAUGACUAUUUUACUGUUAAGAAAAUGUUUCAUUUUGCCUGGUUAUUAAUACAAUGAAAAUAAUGUUGUUUUUUUUCAAUUCCUAAGACUUACUGAUGUUAGCUUUUCUAUUUCUAGCACAUGCUGCCAAAUAUGUGACCUGAAAAUAUUGGGAGAUUGUGCGGAGAACAAAUUAUGACUCGAUGAAUGAGCUCUGGAUCAAAGUAGCCAGCAACUGUGUGCUUGGUCUUGAUAGAGGGGCUUAGCUAUCAAAUGAAAGACUCAAAGGAAUGACAAGGUUACUAGAAAGAUAGUUCUUUUAGAGGCUUUGCUUUGCAUUGAAUGGACAGUUCACUCAGUGAAAUGGUGGUGUUUAUUGCUCAAUGCUGUUAAACAGAAAACCUCUUAAAACUGUAAAACCAUUAAACUUCAGGCUCUGGUGGAAUUUUUAGUCUGUUCUAUUUACCUUAACCUUGCACAUUUUUUCCAUAAAAGUUUUCUUUACAAGAAUAACACCAUGUAUAGAUACUCGUUAAAGACAUCAACAAAACCCUGUUAAAACUGUAAAAUGAUCAAUCAUGAAACUUUGAUUGAUCACAUAGAUGUAUUUGCCUGUCUACACAUUAAAUUUGUGAUGCAGUUUGAAUGUUUAUGCUAUACUGCAAUAGUGUUAUGAUUUGUGUAUAUAUUCAAAUUUGCUCUGUAUGAAGUUGUCUUGUCGAAAUAUGAUAUAUAGUUUCAUAAUAAAGACUCUGUGUCACUUGACUUGUGAAAGUAGGA
Molecule: messenger RNA, 3299 nt
Organism: Aplysia californica (California sea hare)
Lineage: Eukaryota; Metazoa; Mollusca; Gastropoda; Aplysiida; Aplysiidae
Product: translin-associated factor X-interacting protein 1
Exons: 16
Coding region: 372-2537 (721 amino acids)
Cellular component (GO): cytoplasm
Source: RefSeq, a predicted model, not a curated record